AUGGACGAGCUCGAAUACUUGGACACUUCCGAGUUUGAGCCUGACAUGUUCAACUGGCAGAGAAUGCCGGCGGACCAGGCGCUAACCCAUGUGGCGCUCUGGCAUGAAAGGGAGAGCCUUGGGGGCGGCCCCAUCGAUGUGCUCCUGACUUUCCAAAAGAGAUGGAAUCUGAGCAGCCUCUUUGACGGUAUGCUCCGUGAGCUUAGCCACAAAGAUCUGCGCUAUGUGGUGGAGCAUUAUGAUGGCAGCCAGCAGCUGGAGCAACUCAUUGAUCAGGCGCAGCAAAGUCUGCCCCUGCGAGGACGUGCAGAAGGUUGCAUGCCAGAUGCCAAUGGUGUGGUCACCAUGAGCCGCUUCCACCGCUUGGAGUUGAUCGAUCCCGUCGCCGAUGCGGCGGUACCUUCGGAGUGA
Molecule: messenger RNA, 411 nt
Organism: Cladocopium goreaui
Lineage: Eukaryota; Dinophyceae; Suessiales; Symbiodiniaceae
Source: the annotation of a GenBank genome assembly